Staurois parvus is the source of this 594-nucleotide messenger RNA. NCBI's taxonomy places the organism in Eukaryota, Metazoa, Chordata, Amphibia, Anura, Ranidae. The record is from the annotation of a GenBank genome assembly.
AUGGCAGAGAUGCCUCCAACCAUGAAGAGUAGUACGCCACAUCAAGGCCUUGCCACGUCUUAUCUGUGCAACCUGGACCCCAAUGAUCAUGAUUCGGAGGACAGUCGUUCAACGGCGGAAGAUCUGGAGAGCAGGAAGUCAUUCCAAGACCAAAGGAGCCAUUUAUCUCACGCCAGCCCCUCACACCCUGACCGAGGGGAAGAAGACAGUCCGAUCGAUGUCACCGGGACACAGUUUGUAGAAAAAGACAUCGAGAAUAUGGCGAAAGAUGAGCUGCAGAAGCUUUUAAUGGAGCAGAUGGAUUUAAGGAAAAAGCUAGAACGGGAAUUUCAAAGUCUAAAAGACAAUUUCCAAGACCAGAUGAAGAGAGAGUUGGCCUACAGAGAGGAGAUGGUCCAGCAGCUGCAGAUUGUGAGAGACACCCUGUGUAAUGAACUGGAUCAGGAGAGGAAAGCACGCUAUGCUAUCCAGCAGAAAUUAAAAGAUGCCGACACCAAGAGCCUGCACAGAGAACUCUUCCUUCAGACCUCCAGUCCUGCCCCACUGAGCUACAUCUGGGCACCACGAAAACUGAUGUACCCUCCAGCACCCUGA